AGCUCAGGCAGGCAGGCAGGCAGGCAGGCGGGGGGGGGGAAGCGCAUCCUCGGAGAGAUCUGCUGAAAACAUGAUCAUCAGGGGAACAUAAACGCGUUAUUCGUCUCCGGUUAGAUGAUUCGACAACUUCAUGUGUUUUGUGUUUUCCUCCAAAGGACAUAACACAAGAGGCAGGCGUCGGUGCAGGAAAGACACAAGCCGACAUCAUCAGCCGCUGUGCCGUGUGAGGCGAGGUCACCGCAGAGUACCACGGUUCCCAUGAUCCCCUGGGGCUUGAUCCCAAUCUAAAGCUCUCGGUACGACCUCAGGCCCUGCCAUCGACCUCAGUCAUCUCUUCAUCCAGUCAUCGAUAUCCCAGAGAGGAUGUGAGUAGGAGAAGGACUGAGGGUAGGAAACCUCACUAAGUCCAACCAAGAAAGGAAGUGGGAUCACAGGGCUGCUAUGGACUGACGGGUCAACUGAUACCAGAUCACACUGGCUUUGCUUGGAAGUUGACAAUGGUGUUGUUUCUGAUUGGGAUCUCUAUUGCUGUGAAUAAUUCAUCCCAUGAGAACCAAACUGCAGAAAACCCCACCCACCAGGGUGCUCAUGUGCUGCCCUCGACACUGGUCAUAUCCCUGCUUCUUAUCGUCGUAGUCCUGCUGACAAUCUAUUGUCUGAGGUUCAAAAACCACAGGAAAGCUCUAGUUACCUCGGUGGACAAAAAGAUUCCAAAUGGCUUCUUGGAGGAACAAGGAGAGCAGACAGUGGUCCUCCUUCCCAGAUCUCCCUCGCCAUCCAAGAGGUACUUCCCCAUCCCUCUGGACUCGCUGGAGGAGGAGUACCGGAUACGCUCUGCAGACGACGGCAAGCUCUUCAGAGAGGAGUUCAAUUCACUGCCGUGUUACUACCACCACGGGUCCUUUGAGGAGGCGAGCAGAGAGCACAACAGAGAGAAAAACAGAUACCCAAACAUUUUACCAUACGAUCAUUCAAGAGUGUUGUUAAGUCAUGUUGAUGGACAUCUGUGUUCAGACUACAUCAAUGCAUCUUACAUAGAUGGUUUUAAAGAGAAGAACAAAUUCAUUGCAGCACAAGGCCCAAAGCCUGAGACAUUGGCCGACUUCUGGCGGAUGAUUUGGGAACAGAAAACUACAACUAUAGUAAUGCUGACAAAUCUGAAAGAAAGAAAAGAGGACAAAUGUUAUCAGUAUUGGCCAGAAAAAGGCUGCUGGAUGUACGGGAACAUCAGGGUGGCGAUGGAGGACUUCACUGUUCUGGUGGACUACACCAUUAGAAAGUUUUGUGUCCAAUAUCAGGGCAGCGACGGUCUCCGAGCUCCGCGGCUGGUCACACAGCUCCACUUCACCAGCUGGCCAGACUUCGGUGUGCCAUUCUCGCCCAUCGGCAUGCUGAAAUUCCUCAAGAAGGUCAAGGCGGUCAAUCCGUCGUAUGCCGGACCCAUUGUUGUGCACUGCAGUGCCGGGGUGGGGAGGACUGGGACGUUCAUUGUCAUUGACAGCAUGAUCGACAUGAUGCACAUGGAACAGAGGGUGGAUGUCUUUGGCUCUGUGAGCAGAAUACGAGAACAGCGCUGUCAGCUCAUCCAGACAGAUAUGCAGUACUCCUUCAUCUACCAGGCUCUGCUGGAGUACUAUCUAUAUGGAGACACAGAGCUAGAUGUGUGCUCUCUGGAGGGCCAUCUGCAGAGGCUUCACAACACCAGGGCUCCCCACGACAGGCUGGGCCUGGAGGAGGAGUUCAGGAAACUGACCAACGUCCGCAUAAUGAAGGAGAACAUGAGAACGGGAAACCUUCCAGCCAACAUGAAGAAGAACCGUGUGCUUCAGAUCAUUCCAUAUGAUUUCAACCGAGUAAUGCUCUCAGUGAAAAGAGGACAGGAGUUCACCGACUACAUCAAUGCCUCCUUUAUUGAUGGCUACAGGCAGAAGGACUAUUUUAUCGCAACCCAGGGCCCACUGUCUCACACAGUGGAGGACUUCUGGAGGAUGGUGUGGGAGUGGAGGUGUCAUUCAAUCGUUAUGCUCACCGAACUCAAAGAGAGGGAGCAGGAAAAGUGUUUCCAGUAUUGGCCAUCAGAGGGCAGUGUAACAUUUGGAGAUUAUACUGUGGAGCUGACUGCAGAUACACAGUGUGAAACCUUCACUCUCAAAGACAUGGUGCUCACCUACAGACCAGAAAAGCAGUCACAACACAUCCGACACUUCCACUUCCACGGAUGGCCUGAGAUCGGAAUACCAGCCGAGGGAAGAGGAAUGAUUGACAUUAUUGCCGCUGUGCAGAGGCAGCAGCAGCAGUCUGGAAACCGUCCCAUAAUUGUGCACUGCAGCGCUGGUGCGGGUCGGACCGGUACCUUCAUUGCCCUCAGUAACAUUCUGGAGAGGGUGAAAGCUGAAGGCCUCCUGGACGUUUUUCAGACCGUCAAGAGUUUACGCAUGCAGAGACCACACAUGGUUCAGACUGUGGAGCAAUACGACUACUGCUACAGAGUGGUUCAGGAUUUUGUUGACAUUUUCUCAGACUACGCCAAUUUUAAAUAAUACCUGUCACAUACUGUGCUUCUGAUGAAUUAACUUAUGCAUUUUUUUUCCUGAAUGUUGUUUUCUAAAGCAAGCUCUUUCUACAUUUUGCACUUGAUUACAGAUCUAAAAAGCAAUUGUAACAUACUGUAAUAUAAUUGAAAACAUCUGUACUCCAGGAGAGUAUGUCUCGUUCAGGAAAGCUUGAUCUCCAAGUAUCCUAGUGUCAAAACAUAUAAAUUAUAGUGGUUUAUUAAUGGUUUGGUUGGGUUCUUGAAUAUGUGUACGUUUUAUGUUGCAGAUGCUGCAACAUUGUGAGGGUCAAUAAAAUAACUAUUCAAAGAUUGUAUUCCAACUUAAUCUAUAUAAAUAUUGUAUACUGUAUAUAUUGUAUGUAUUGCUCACUGCCUGAAAUGCAUCACUAAUGAGUUGUGCAUCAUAUUAGUCUUGUUUGAUUGCUAUACGGGGGGAAAAUCGUGAGUUUGAAAAUCAUUAUUGCUUUUGCUAAACUGAUGUCCUGUCUGACAUAUGUGAAUCGUAUUUAUGAUCUACUUUGAGCUCAAACAAAAACACAAAUAUCAAGAUACAGUUUGUUAGACGCUUUAAAUUACCUCACUUCUGUCUGUGAAUAACUUAACAGCUGCUGCCUGUUGCAAUUUUAUUUAACUUCACCAACUUUCUUGUGUUGCCUGUGGCAAUAUUACUUCGUGGAUUGGCGCCUGACGCUGCAAAAUGCAAUUAGCCCACAUUGGAACAGGCAGAAAAUAACGUAAUAUUAUCCAAACGUAUCAUUCUUACAAAUGUUUUACAGCCAAUCACAUCCAUCCAUUUUUAUACACAUUACCAAGCCGACUUUACACUUGCAUGUUUGCAUAAAGCAGUGCCAUAUUGAUUAGAAAGACAGUUCUAAUCAUGAAAAAACUUGUCACCAAGUGACACAAUUGUAAUACAGAUAAGCCAGAUGUUUAUGUUUAAUUUAAUAUAUUAGACACAUUAUUAAAAGUGCAUUGAUUUAUAAUAGUGAUCUACUGUAUGUAUCGUCAACUCAUUCUUUGUACAAACACUUCUCAGAAUAUUAUAGGAUAACAAAAUGUACCAUAAUUUUAGUUGUUGCAAAUGAGUGUGUAAGAAAUAGAGAAGACAAAAAGACAUUUGAGUUUAAAUGAAAGGGUUAACAAGCGAUGCAGUUGGACCUUGUCUACGUCUGUGGCAGUAAAAAAAAAAAAAAGAAUUGAUAUGAAGAACCAGUGCUCAGCCAAAAUAUAAAA
Cottoperca gobio is the source of this 3787-nucleotide messenger RNA. Its product is annotated as receptor-type tyrosine-protein phosphatase epsilon-like. NCBI's taxonomy places the organism in Eukaryota, Metazoa, Chordata, Actinopteri, Perciformes, Bovichtidae. Gene Ontology annotation, biological process: protein dephosphorylation. The transcript has 21 exons. Gene Ontology annotation, molecular function: protein tyrosine phosphatase activity. Bases 498 to 2540 code for a protein of 680 amino acids. The record is from RefSeq and is a predicted model, not a curated record.